CCUUUAUUUUGAAACCGGAAGCGAUUUGAAUCAUACCGCAGUGACGCUCUCAGCAGCCGCGGACGCACGUGGACAACAACAGGACUUUAAUCUCACCUUAACGACAGCCGUCCGAAUCCUCCACAACCGCCGACAUGACGGGGAAAGGGAAGCAGCGGACGGAGCUGCCGUCCGAAUCCUCCACAACCGCCGACAUGACGGGGAAAGGGAAGCAGCGGACGGAGCUGGCGGCCAUGAAGAAGAAACACAUGGCGGCGGCGAGCAGCAGCGACGACGAAGACUCUGACGUGGAGAAGAACUUCGCCCUGCUGACUGAGAGAGGAGGAGUGGAGGAGGGAGAGCAGUACCACGAGGAAGACUGCAGUGACGAUGACGAGGACGGUUCUGAUGGUGGUGAGGAAGACGAGGAGGGAUCAGAUGCUGGCGAGGAGGAGGAGGAUGGUGGUGAAGAGGAGGAGGAGGAUGGAGUCAGUGCAGCCUCUGACGACGAUGAUGAUGAUGAUGAUGAUGAAGAGCCACAGGAGGCUGGGUGUAGCGGGGAGAUCCAGACAAGAGAAGACAUUAAAAGCGAACUCUCCAACAUGUCCUUCGAGGAGAUCCUGAAGCUGCAGAACAAAGUGGGAACCAAAGUGUACAACGAGGUGGCGUACGGCGGCGGGAAGAGCGGCGGGGCGCGCAGGAAGAAACGCCUGAACAAGAACAGGCCCAUGGAGAUUUCUGCCAAGAGACCGGCGCCGUUCCUCCGUCAGGUCGUCGCCGUCAGGAAACCGACGCUGAGAGAUCCUCGAUUUGACGACCUGUCCGGAGAAUACAAACCCGAGAUCUUCGAGAAGACGUACAAGUUCAUCGACGACAUCAGACAGAGAGAGAAAGAGGUCGUCCAGAAGCAGCUGAAGAAGACGAAGAAGGGCAACGAGAGGAAGGAGAAGCUGCAGUUCCUGCUGAAGAGGAUGGAGAACCAGGAGCGAGCGAGGAAGAACCGAGAGCAGCAGAGAGAGAGAGAGCUGCAGUUCAAGAGGCAGCAGAGGGAGCUAGCCAAUCAGGGGGCACGACCGUUCUUCCUCAAGAGCUCCGACAAGAAGAAGCUGCAGCUGGCUGAGAAAUACCAGGAGCUGAAGAAGAGCGGGAAACUGGAGAACUUCCUGAGCAAGAAGAGGAAGAGGAACGCCGGGAAGGACCGCAGGAAGCUGCCCAAACAGCUGCAGAACCAGAAGGCUGCGUGAGGCGUUCAGGGGCCACACUGACCCGCCUCAGCCUGCUGGUGGAGCUGUUUGACUUUAUGAAGCUGGAUGAAGGACUGACUUCAUCUGUGGUGUGUUCGCUGAUGCUCGGAUCCCGACAUUGAAAUGUUCUGAAGCAUCAUUGUGGUUCGAGUGUUGGUUGUUUAACAGGACGAAGAAUCUCACCUCAAGAGCUGCUUACAGCCUUUUCUCCAGGAGGGACGGCGUUCGCUCAGUUGUCCUCACGUAAGACUGGAACUUGUUUCAGCAAAUGAAAUGUAGGAGAGUCCAUGAACACACCGUCAGUGAGACCUGCUGUGUGUGAAGAUAAUGUAAAUGUGGUCUGGAGGAAAGACUGACGGUCGCUGUUUCCUUGCAGGUUAAUUAAUGUCCGUCUGUACAGGAAACCUCUUCAGAAACACUGAUUUAUGUUUUUAAUAAACCUUUUAUUCAGUU
This is a messenger RNA of Dicentrarchus labrax (European seabass), 1676 nucleotides long. RefSeq names its product ribosomal RNA processing 36 (gene rrp36). The transcript is spliced from 8 exons. Gene Ontology annotation, biological process: maturation of SSU-rRNA from tricistronic rRNA transcript (SSU-rRNA, 5.8S rRNA, LSU-rRNA). Gene Ontology annotation, cellular component: nucleolus; 90S preribosome. NCBI's taxonomy places the organism in Eukaryota, Metazoa, Chordata, Actinopteri, Moronidae. Bases 135 to 1223 code for a protein of 362 amino acids. The record is from RefSeq and is a predicted model, not a curated record.